AUGUAUCCAAAUCAUUUAUCCCACCCUCAGCAACACUUGUCACAGCAACAGCUUCCUCCUUUACAACCACCAUUACCACCGCCUCUUCCACCACCCAAUACUUUAGAAGUUUCAGGCAAAAAGAGAACCAAAAAAGACAGAGCAUGUGAUUUAUGUAGACGCAAAAAAAUAAGAUGCGAUUAUGAUCAAGCAUACCCACAGAAUUCUUGCACCUCUUGCAGGAGCUACAACAAGACGUGUGCAUUCAAAGAGGCAGCUAAAAAGAGAGGACCACCCAAAGGAUAUGUAGAGGGAUUGGAGAGCAGAUUAAAACGCAUGGAAAAGUUGUUGAUGAACAUUGCGGCCAACGGCAACUUACCCGAAGAGACGAUGAAGGCGGUAAUGGAAGGCAGUUCCAGAGGAGAGGAGGAAAGAAGUGGAGAAGAGGAAGGAUCUGAUGGUGAUGAUUCCCAUGCAACAAGCCAUUCUGAUGAUACAGGACCACCCACAUCCUCAAAAGAGCAUUCACCCGACGAUCUAGAUAGAGUCAAACAUGCGCAAGAUAUUAAACCCAUUGAGGUAGUUGCAGAAGAUAGAGAUCGAAUCAAAGAGCCAUUUUCGUACGUUGGCAGCUCAUCAGGGAUCUACCUUUUGAGCCGACUAUUCACCAAAGAUACCACCAACUUAGACACGGAGGAAAAGCAGGCGUUACCUAGGCCCUUGGAUGGCCAUGAAGAGGAUUUGAUGAUUGUCAGAUUCGGUGGAGAUCCGCUGAACAAGCUUGGAUUUGGAAGAAUUUUGAACCCUGAUUGGAAAAUGCCACCAAAGGACCUAACGGAUCACUUGAUAGACGUCUAUUUUAAAAAGAUGAAUCCCAUGCUGCCCAUCUUGGACGAAGACUUGUUUUAUGAAGAGUACCGCAAAGCGAAUCAUGCACAUACAUUUAUCCCCAUCAUCAUGACCCUGUGCCGUGUUACAUGUCGAAUUUUAAAGAAAGACGAUCCGUUGUUGCUCAAGUACGAGGUUGACCGUAGUACCUUUUUUCGAGAUAUCAGCAAGCAAAUCAGGCUCUAUUUCGAUCUGGAUUUCCUUGAACCCAAGAUUGAAACCAUCCAGGUGUUAUUACUUAAUGCGUCAAAUGCAGAGAAAUGGGGCUUGGAAAGCACCGAUUGGAUCACCACGAGUAUUGCUGUUAAAAUGGCUCAAGAUUUAGGAUUACAUAGAGCAAAUACGCAACAGGAGGGAAUACCUAAAAAGGUGAUGGAAGCUAAAAAGAGAUUGUGGUGGUCUGCUUAUAUAAUCGAUCGCUGGGUUUGUGCAUCGUUAGGAAGGCCCUUAACUAUCUCGGAUGCAGAUUGCGAUUUGGAAUAUCCAGAUCUCCAGGACAAAAAGUACUCCAUGUUUAUCUAUUUGGUGAGAUUGUCAUGCAUUUUAGGUGAUGUUCUGAGAGCGCUUUGUUCACCCAGAGCUCGUCUGAUGUCCGAAAAAGGACUUGGGUUGGAGAACAUUUCCCGUAGUUUGGAACAAAUGCUACUGGAAUGGCAAAGCUCUUUGCCUGCAGACCUCAAGUUCACAGAAGAAGAGCUGUCCCGGAUUUCCCGGAAGGAGGUAGACUCAGGUUUGGAUUGGAAAUUAAAUAACGGAGCUGGUAAAUUACACUUGACCUACUGUGCGGUAUACAUGCUGAUCAAGCGGCCAUUCAUCUCGUUGGGCAUUGGCAAUGCUUCCAAUGUCACUAUGCCUGCUGAAUGCCGAGAGGCAAUCAAGGCGUCUGUCGACAUUUUUGAUGUCAUCGACCCCAGUAACCUGUUGUGUGGUUGGUCGCUUUCCAGCUACUGCACAUCGCAAAAUCAAACGCUAUUAUUCCUCAAUUUCAGAAAUGCGGAUGCCAACCUCAUAGCAGAAUCGAAAUCAUUAGCACAUAGAUUCAAAAAUCGGCAUCACGUUUUGGCCGAGCACAUCACCGAGCCUUCCAUUGUUCCAUUUCUCGAUGUUUUAUCCAAUGUCAUAGGUGGCGAGUGGACCAGUUCCAAUGAAACAGCUGAAUCAUCUUCGCACUCGAGCGAGAAUGGGACGAUCCGUGACAAUCAGGCAAACUUAUGGGGUGCUUCAAGCGGCAUUGAAUGGCAGGAAAUGGUUAAACUAUUGGCAGAGACUGGUUACCAGGCUUAA
Molecule: messenger RNA, 2151 nt
Organism: Mucor velutinosus
Lineage: Eukaryota; Fungi; Mucoromycota; Mucoromycetes; Mucorales; Mucoraceae
Product: chitin deacetylase
Exons: 9
Coding region: 1-2151 (716 amino acids)
Biological process (GO): regulation of DNA-templated transcription; DNA-templated transcription
Molecular function (GO): DNA binding; DNA-binding transcription factor activity, RNA polymerase II-specific; zinc ion binding
Source: RefSeq, a predicted model, not a curated record